CUUAAUUGCCUUAUUCACCAGGAAUGCUAUAACUUCGUAUUAUUCUGCUCUUCUACCUCUCUAUUAUCUUUUGCUCGAUCUCUUAACUAUCGAUUAUGAUGGAGUUCGGCUUUCGCCUCCUAACGAUAUUUGCCUUCCUCUUUGUUGCAUUAGGAGUUACAUGUCUUGCAGCUCAAUCGUCAGAAGAUUAUUGGAAAAAGUUGUUGCCUAACACUGUCAUGGCUAAGACUAUUCAUGAGUCUCUGAAGUCUGAGGGCGGCACUGGAGUCCAUGUAGGAAACCAAGGAGUUGAUGUUAGCGUUGGAAAACCAGGCACUGGAUCAACCGACGUUCAUGUAGGCAAAGGUGGAGCAUCAGUAAACACUAGACCAAAAGGAAAGCACACAUCAGUUUAUGUCCAUCCCAAAGGAAACCCUUUUAUUUACCAAUAUGCUGCUACUAAGACUCAACUCCAAGCUAACCAAAAUGUUGCCCUAUUUUUCCAAGAAAAAGACCUUAAACUCGGGACCCAAAUGAACUUGCAUUUCACCAAAACAACCAACAAUGAAACUCCUCUCUUACCCCGAAAAAUCGUCGAAUCCAUACCCUUCUCAUCAAACAAAAUGCCUGAGAUUUUAAGCCGGUUCGAAGUGGCACCGGACUCCGAAGAGGCAAAGGUCAUGAAGGAGACUAUCAAAGAGUGCGAAGCCAAGGGCAUUGAAGGAGAAGAGAAAUAUUGCGCAACUUCCUUAGAGUCUAUGGUUGAUUAUGCUACCUCUAAGUUAGGGAAGAAAUUGGAUGUAGUCUCUACUUAUGUAGAGAAGAAGAAAGGUAUGCAAAACUAUGUGUUUACAGGAGUAAAAAAGAUAUCAAAUUCUAAAGCUAUGAUAUGUCACAAGAUGAAUUAUGCGUGUGUUGUAUUUUAUUGUCACAAGACUGAGACAACAAAAACCUAUAUGGUCUCUUUGGUGGGUAAUGAUGGUACAAAGGUUAAAGCUGCUGUUAUAUGUCACAUUGAUACAUCGAAAUGGAACCCUAAGCAUUUGGCCUUCCAAGUUCUUAAGGUCAAGCCUGGAACUGUGCCUAUUUGCCAUUUCCUUCCUGAGGAUCACAUUGUUUGGGUUUCUAAAUGAUUGAGUUUUUAUUAAUUUUUCUUACAAUACUAUAGAUUUUAUGUACUUAAGUUUGAUCACCUUGAUUUAGUGUGCGUAUAAUAAAACCAGUUAGUUAUGUGUUCUUUAGUGUACAACUUUGACACUAUAAUUAUAGCGAUGUAUAAGAAUUUGUUUGGAUUGAAUAUACUAUAUAUCUUUGUAAUAUAAUGAUAUGGUGAAAAUUUAUUUUGCUA
Molecule: messenger RNA, 1327 nt
Organism: Beta vulgaris subsp. vulgaris (sugar beet)
Lineage: Eukaryota; Viridiplantae; Streptophyta; Magnoliopsida; Caryophyllales; Amaranthaceae
Product: BURP domain protein RD22
Exons: 3
Coding region: 96-1112 (338 amino acids)
Source: RefSeq, a predicted model, not a curated record